AUGUCGCGACCAGGUGAUCGACCAAAUCAAGCCCAAACCUAUAAAUUGGUAGUUGUCGGCGGUGGAGGUGUAGGAAAAAGUGCUAUUACAAUACAAUUUAUACAGAGCUAUUUUGUAACUGACUAUGAUCCUACUAUUGAGGACAGCUACACAAAGCAAUGUGUUAUUGAUGAUAUUCCUGCAAAACUGGAUAUCCUUGACACUGCUGGGCAAGAAGAAUUUAGUGCAAUGCGAGAACAAUAUAUGAGGUCAGGCGAAGGCUUUCUACUUGUUUUCUCAGUGGCUGACCAUGCCAGUUUUGAUGAACUUUUUAAGUUCCAUAAACAAAUUUUACGUGUAAAAGAUCGGGAUGAAUUUCCUAUGCUGAUGGUUGGAAAUAAGGCUGAUUUGGAAAGCCAGAGAAUGGUUACAUUAGAUGAAGCACAAUCUCUGUCCCGUCAACUCAAGAUACCAUACAUUGAGUGCAGUGCCAAGGCUCGUAUGAAUGUAGACCAGGCCUUCCAUGAGCUUGUGAGACUUGUUCGGAGAUUCCAGGAAGCAGAGAGAAUCCACAUUAAGUCAGAGCAUAGGAACAAGAAGAAGAAAUGCACUAUCUUGUAA
Molecule: messenger RNA, 600 nt
Organism: Pieris macdunnoughi
Lineage: Eukaryota; Metazoa; Arthropoda; Insecta; Lepidoptera; Pieridae
Source: the annotation of a GenBank genome assembly